AUGACUGAAUCUGCAUUGUCUAAUGGCCAUGAUGCCCUUGAGGAGAAGCUCGGCCGAUUGUCAAAGAAACCUGGUGUUAAAGCCAGCAUCAUUCUUGACCGAACCACCGGCGCUAUCCUGAAAACUAGCGGGCAAAUCGACGCUCUCCAGACCUCUAAGACGCGAACCACAUCUACUGCAACAUCGUUUUCCAAUGAAGGUCCUGCACUAGAGGAGAGCGAAACGAAAGGAGUCGAGCAAUUCGCCGCGAACGUCUGGAACUAUGUGAAUAGCUCCGGAAGCUUGGUUCAGGAGCUGGAUGGCGAAGAUGAGCUGAAGCUUCUCCGCUUACGAACAAGGAAGCAAGAAUUGGUCAUUGUACCCGAUCCCAAGUAUUUACUCGUGGUUGUGCAUGACACGCCUCCAGCUUGA
Messenger RNA from Fusarium tjaetaba, 411 nucleotides. RefSeq lists its product as uncharacterized. The coding region runs from base 1 to 411 and encodes 136 amino acids. Gene Ontology annotation, cellular component: cytoplasmic dynein complex; cytoplasm. Gene Ontology annotation, molecular function: dynein intermediate chain binding. NCBI's taxonomy places the organism in Eukaryota, Fungi, Ascomycota, Sordariomycetes, Hypocreales, Nectriaceae. The transcript is spliced from 3 exons. Gene Ontology annotation, biological process: microtubule-based movement. The record is from RefSeq and is a predicted model, not a curated record.